Molecule: messenger RNA, 1031 nt
Organism: Lampris incognitus (smalleye Pacific opah)
Lineage: Eukaryota; Metazoa; Chordata; Actinopteri; Lampriformes; Lampridae
Gene: soul5
Product: heme-binding protein soul5
Exons: 7
Coding region: 81-728 (215 amino acids)
Cellular component (GO): cytoplasm
Source: RefSeq, a predicted model, not a curated record
GCCCGCGUGGAAAUAAAAAGUCGCCGCGCGCCGAAGACAACACGGUUUGUCGGAACCUCGGACGGCGGCGCAGCUCCGACAUGAUCUUUUUCGCAGGACUUGUUGUCUUCCUGCUGCUGCAGACAGCUGAAGCCGGAAUUGGGAACUCGAGUGAGUCCAGUUUCUGCACUGAGACAAAUGAAUGCCUGCUGUUUGAACUGGUUUGUCAGAAUGAGGAUUACGAGGUUCGUCACUACGACUCCUUGAAGUGGGUGUCAACGAAUGCGAGCUCCUACUUCGUAGAUCUGAGUUUUAUGAACUCCUUCAGAAGACUGUUUAAAUACCUCACCGGCUCAAAUGAGGAUGGUGCAAACCUUGACAUGACUGCUCCCGUGGUCAUCAAACUAAAUAAGAAGGCAUCAUUCUGGCAACCCCACGUCUACACUAUGAGUUUCCUGCUCCCCUCUAAAUAUCAGAAGAAUCCCCCAAAACCCACUGACGACAAGGUGUACUUUAAUCACAUGUCAGAAAUGAAGGUGUACGUCACUAGCUACGGAGGAUGGAUGCUAUCAUCGGUGGCCAAGAGGCAAGCUGAGCGCCUGGCCGACCUACUUGAUGACGCUGGAGCCAAAUACAAUCAUGAGUACAGCUACAUUGUGGGAUAUGACAGUGUGAUGAAGCUUUUCAACAGACACAAUGAGGUGUGGUAUGAAGUGGAGGGUGAGCCUGUGUGCCCUGCUGACAACUGAGUCAACUCCAUCUUGAGCAAUCAUCCGCCACAUGCAGAGGAAGCUGAAGGGACAGGAAGCUCUCACGACUUUACCAACAAGAAAGUGGGUCGUGGGCAGAAUUGGGGUUGUAUUACAGUCUCCAAAUUCUAGGCUACUGGGAAUUGUAAUUAAAAGCAGAUUGGUGACAUGUGAGUAAAUAAAAGUGUUUAAAAUUGAGAGGAUUUACUGGAAGAUUCAGUAACGGCUGAUUAGGUCUAUAGUGUUUGUGUGUACACCAGUGGUAUGUGGCAUGAUCCCCCCACGUCAAUUAAACUUGCAGCA